Messenger RNA from Rhodotorula toruloides NP11, 672 nucleotides. RefSeq lists its product as uncharacterized. Bases 1 to 672 code for a protein of 223 amino acids. The transcript is spliced from 5 exons. Lineage: Eukaryota; Fungi; Basidiomycota; Microbotryomycetes; Sporidiobolales; Sporidiobolaceae. The record is from RefSeq and is a predicted model, not a curated record.
AUGGAUACGUCUGAGGGCGUGCCGAACGCAUUGACGGAGAUCGAGUCGCAAGAACUGGAGGAGCAGAACCCGACUUUUCGCAGCGUGACGGAGGGCAUCGCAGAAGUCGCCAGACGCCUCGAAGACAACGCUAAGCGCCUCAAAGACCACGCCGAGCAACUCGACCAGCUCAAGGAAAGCAUCGCCCGGCAGGAAGCGCAGCUUGACCGGAUGCAGGCAGAGAAAGACAGGACUCGAUUCUUGGAUGCGUGCAUGAUCUCCAUGCUGGGCGUGCUGCUCGAACAGGCACUUAAGUAUACGGGCAAAAAAGUCUUCGACAUGCCGGCUAGUGAGGUCAAAAGUCUACUGUUCGAUGACUUAUACCAUUCCGCUCAGCUCUGUCCCUCGUGGAGGAGAUUACCGGACUACUUGCGCUAUCCGUGGAAGCAGGCCAAACUCGCGCACUUUCCUCCGGCCUUCUUCCAGGCGCUCAGGGACGACGACAUCGAGUUCCGACCGGCGUACCGCAUUGUUGAGGGCGCCAAAGCGGUCAAGCACUUGCGCACCAAAGAGGCGCACGGCAGAUCAUUCAGGACAACCUGCCUUGAAGUCCUGGUCAAUGUCGGCAAGGUCGGCACGAGGCGCGCCAACGGCAUCCUUGCCAAUGUUCCCAUCGACUACUUACACGACUAG